UAUGGCCCCCUUACAAUGUGGCUGAUAACAAGAACAAAUUACAAGAAUUAACUGUUACUUUAAAAAGUGAUUUUUUUUUUCAGCUCUGUUUGAAGGGCUUAAAGGUGUCAAGUGUUCAGUGCAGUUAGUUGAAGGACAAAAUUUCAAUGGCUAGGACGUAUCCAGGACAACCUGAACAGAAUAUUGCUUUUCUUUCCCUAACUGGGUCAGCUGAUGUCAGUGACAAAAGCCGUCCAUAGCAGCAGCCUUGCUCCCCUCUGCAAUGUUCACCGCUGUGCCUCGUACUCCCCCUCCAGCAGAAACCCCGGCCAAUCUGAAAACUGGCCUGGCCUCGGCCAUCUUGAACUCCAGUCUCUUGGGACAGCUGUUUGGCACCCCGCGUCCCCCGUCCAGUGAGCAGGGUGUCUCAGACCCAGAUACUAGUCUGUAUGACUAUGACCAACUAGGAGAACCAGGGUACUCCUCAGUGGACUUCUACCACAGCACUCCAGGGCCAAGUGACCCCCAGAGGGACAAACUGGACACCCCCCCACAGUCACACAAUGUCACAGUGGACAUAGCGCCACCUAUCUAUUCUCAGCCUGUAAAGAAAGGAAAGCGUAAGACAAUGAGUAUCAGCGACAGUGAACUGACAGAUGUGAGCUCUGAUUUAGGACAGCAAUCGCCGGAAGUCUCGCCAAGGAGAGAGUUUCCAGAGGCAGUUCCAGCCAAAGACAGCCUGAAGCCUACAGAAUCCCCAAUACCUCAAUUCAGGAGCUCUCCCAGGCUGAAUGCUCUGCAGGAUGAACACAAGAGACUUCUAGAGCAGCAGGGAGAGUUGGAGAGACAAUUACAACUUCAGCAGCAGCAAUACAACAACAGUAUCAAAAAGAUGGAACAACAGCUGCAGCAAUUACAACAUCAAAAGAGAAAUAAAGCUGCAGCUGAGGAAGAGGUGGGCUUACUUAAGCAACAGAAAGGAGAAGCAGAGAAGAAGCUUCAGCAGCAAGAAAACUUGAUCAGUAAUUUAAAGAGCCGCGUGAACAAUCUUGAACAGGGGAACAAAGAACUGGAUGAGAUGAACCAACAGCUGCACAACACCCUGGACGUCUUGAGACACAAGAUGGAGGACAUGAACAGAGCAGGAGAAAAUGGCCGACUGCGGCGCCAAAUAGACGACCUCAGGGAAGACAUUGAGUCUCUACAAGAAACCGUCCACAGAUUAAACGUAGAGCUUAGUCGCUACCAGGCAGCAUACAGGCCUCCUCAGCUGGAGAAACAGGGUCAGGAUAUCUCAGGGUUACCCACCAAAGGUCCCAUACCUGCCUGGCUGAUAAACAAGAAGUACUUGUCUCCACUUUUCUUGGCAUAUGAUGACAAGAUAAAAGAGAAAGAUGACAUUAUAGACAGUUUCGAGGAAGAUCUUGCUCACUUUCGAGAUCAGAUAGAAGAAAUAUUGAAGGAGAAUGAACGCCUCCAUCUUCGUCUUGAGCAGACGGACGCCACAGACGUAAUAUCAGCAACUGAAUGGCAGCAGCUUCAGGAACAGGCCAAGCUUGUGCUGGAGGAGAACCAGCUAUUGAUGGAACAGCUGGAUCUGCAGCAAUCCAAGGCACAGGACAUGCAUAAGGCUCAUGUGACAGAAGUCUCCAGACUCACCCAGCAGCUUGUCCAGGCAGAAGCGGAGAAAUCGGAGCUGGAGAAUUCCGUGAUGGAGCAGAGACACAAGUACAGCCAGAUGAAACACGAGCACGACUCGCUGCUGAUAGAGGCGCAAGAAAAACUGCCAAUCCACGAACACAAGAGUGCCAUUAAUGAACUGAGAAGAUCUUUGGAUGAAAACAAGCAACAUUAUUUGGAUGAAAUGCAGGAGCUGAAGUCAAAAUUGCAGUCUGUUCAAAGUGAGAAGAAAAACCUGGCAGUAAAAGCAAAGGAUCUGAUAGAAGAAAAAGAACAGCUGAAGGCUGAUGUCCGAAAUGUUCAAAGGCAACUCAAGAAGUCUGAGCAGCAGUUGGCCAAAAUGCGGGCUGCAGUCAGGGCUACCACUGACCAAGAGAUGACCAUCACAGAGCUGUUCAAUGAUUUCAGGCGCCAUGUUGAUAUGACCGUGUAUGAAAGAGACAGUUUGGCCAAGCAGGCUGAAGAUUAUGAAGUGAAAGCCAAUGAAAUCAUGGAGCAGGUGGUGGCAGAGAAAGUAAACAGGGGGAGGAUAGAGGAGAGACUGCAGAUGUACAAGAGCAGGGCAGCUGAUAAGAUAACUAUUGCAGUUAACAGACUGAAGGAGCAAGAAGCCUCAUUUGAAAAUGAACGAGCAGAAUUCAGACGAGAAAUUCGCCACUUACAGCUCAUUGUAAAAGAGAAAGAUGACGUCAUCAGCUCUUUAAAUGGAGACAAAAAGAGAGUAGAAGAAGACCUGGAAACCAUGUGGCAGGCAGCAACCAGAGAUAACAUGAGAAUGAAGGAAAGUCUGCGGAAAUCCUACCACAAGUCUGGUCAUGAAGACAGAUAUCACUCAGAUCACAGGGAACUGUUGCUGCUCUCUUCUGACAGUGAGAGGUGAUAGCAAGGAAGUAAGGGUGUUCCGGGUUCCCUGUGUAUUUCUAAGUGUAUGGCUUCAUAUGGUACAGGGGAUAAAUUACUGAGACAGAUGCUGACAUAAUAGCUUUUUGAGAGAGAUUUGAUAUUUUUCUUUUUGUUUAGUUUCUUCUCAAUUUCCAGACUCUCUCUCUCUCUCUUUCUCUCUCUUUCUCUCUCCACACUCUCUCUCUCUCUGCAAAGACUUGGCAUAAUUUUUUUAUGGAGGUGGUGUCACUAAGGAUUUGGAUUUAGUAGUUAGCAGAAGUUAUUGGAAAUCUGUAGCCUUAAACGAGACCCUGACUGCUAUAUCAGUGUGUGAUAAAUUUUACAAUACUGAAGGGAAACUGUGCAGACAAAGUACCAAACUGUGUCCAUGCAAUAUUGUUUCAAAACAUUCUACAAAAUCUGUUAGCUGUAGGUAAACUAUGGAGAUUUUGUUAGUGAGCACAUUGAGAUUAUUAAUUGUUUUAGAAUACAAGGGUUCUGCUGGUAUUCAGUCAUUUCAAAUGUACUCCGGCAAAAUCUGUAUUUGAUGACGGUGCGUAUGUAUGCUGCAUGUUAAACAAUUUUUUUUUUCAUUUAAAAAUUUGAACGGUAACCUCUUUUACUAUAACGGAGUCACAAUCAUGUUCAUUGUUGUUACUAGUUAUAGUAUUUACUUAUUCGGUCUACUAACAUGUUGUAAUAAUGGAAUUUGAUGUAUUAUUUUUUACAUUCCAUGUACCACAUGUCACAAAAGAACUCCAAUCUAAAGUUGGUCUGAAAAUUCCAUUUUAAUGCGGAAUGAAUUCAUUGGUGAAAGUUAUCUUAAGUGAAGAAAAUUGUCCCAUUUGGCAAAGUUAUAAAAAAGGCUAACAGUGGAGAUCAGUAGUCACUUCUGAAUCAGUGGAAUUCAUGUAACUUACCACUGUAUAACUCGUAAUAUCAUUUAACUCGAUAUCUUAAUAUUUGGAGAUCGUUUCUUUUGUAUUAUCUGAAACUUAUCAGAACAUUGUCUUAGUUGAAUCUAAGUAUAACUCGAACAAAUUUUACAGUCUGAAGUUGGAUUUUUUUAUAUUAUGUAAUCGAAGUGGACUACAGUUCUUUUAUCGAAGUAGACCAAGUCUUAAUUUGACCCAGGUUCUUUGUGAAGCUGGCCCCAGGGCAUUAUGGGAUUGUCUGCUUCCAUUUUUCCGUCCAGUUGUAUUUUACCAAUUUAUUAAUCUAAACUUACUGUUUUAUGCAUCAUAUGAGAUGUACUUCAUUUGCCAAAUGAUGUUUUAUUUCAUUUUGAAGGAUAGAAUAUUAUGUACUUAUCAGAGGCUUUUGAGAAAUAUUUCAUUAAUGACUUUGUGAUUUUGUAUAUUGCUUCUCUUGUUUACAAAUGGCAUUUUAAAAUUUUACCGAAUUUUUCUCAGUGAUUCCUGAUUACCAUGCACAUUCUAUUAACUUAUUCAUUUUCUCCGUCCUCACUGGCAUUAUUGUGCUAAUGUAGUCUUGUUGUUGUCAUUUGUUAUUGAUAUUAAUGUUAUGCUUCUGUCCGUCCUAGAAUAUUGAAAUAUGUAAAAAGAGAAUAAUUCAUAUCACAUAUUUUACCAUUUAUUAAGAAAUAAGAUAUUGUUGUCUCAUAAUAUUUAAGUUCAUCUGGCAGUAUUUGCCACUUGCUCAAAAUGACCAAAAACUUAGAAGAUAGUGUUCGGUAACUUUUGUUGUAGACCUGUAAAUUCUAAGGAGUUUAAUUACACUAUUAGAGUAUUAGUUUCACUGAGGCCUUUUUAAGCCACAUACUAUUAACUAAUAUAUAUGCCUAGACAAGGAAAACAAAAUGUGCUUGUACAUGUUUUUUUUUUUCAUGGGGGGAUGCAGUACUUAAAUAUAAUGGAACCAAAUAAGUUUCUCGUCCUCUUUAUUGAUUGCAGUAUCGUGGAAGAAAGCAAUAAAAGAUGUUUCAUCUCAUUUGUAUAGAUAUAAUUUUUUUCUUUAUGAAAUUUAGGAAUAUAUGGAAGGACAAUAGUUAUUUUAACUGUGAGAACUGGAGAUUACAGUAUGCUGACAUUACCAGACAAUAAGAAAGAAAUAAAAAAAAAAAAGAAAUACAGCAUCUUGCAGUGGAAGAAGAAACUAUUGCUGUAAGAGAUUGUGAAGAAAUAAAGCAAAACCUAGUUCAAGACUCACCCUUCAAGAAAUUGACAAAAAGGACUUAUUUUUAAAUAUGAUGUGGAGAAAGGGCAUUGUACAAAAACAUCACUAAUAA
This is a messenger RNA of Lingula anatina, 4789 nucleotides long. RefSeq names its product centrosomal protein of 89 kDa. NCBI's taxonomy places the organism in Eukaryota, Metazoa, Brachiopoda, Lingulata, Lingulida, Lingulidae. Gene Ontology annotation, cellular component: ciliary transition fiber; centriole. Gene Ontology annotation, biological process: mitochondrion organization; cilium assembly; chemical synaptic transmission. The record is from RefSeq and is a predicted model, not a curated record.